Messenger RNA from Aplysia californica (California sea hare), 8986 nucleotides. RefSeq names its product brefeldin A-inhibited guanine nucleotide-exchange protein 3. Gene Ontology annotation, molecular function: guanyl-nucleotide exchange factor activity. Lineage: Eukaryota; Metazoa; Mollusca; Gastropoda; Aplysiida; Aplysiidae. Gene Ontology annotation, biological process: regulation of ARF protein signal transduction. The record is from RefSeq and is a predicted model, not a curated record.
AAACUUUCUCUGAAGACACCACGGCCGGUGGGUCCGAGCAGGAUGCGGCAGCGGCAGACUCUACAAAGACACAGGCACGACACACCCCUGUGUCCCCCAAUCGGGCUCGUUUCGAAGCUGCAGAGAAAGAAAAUGCUCGUCUGUUUGUGCAGUGUCUGCGGCAGAUAGCGCCCGACCUGGUGAAGUCCCUCAGUGUCUGGGAGGUGGAUGACCUCAUUCAGGACCUGUCCUCUAGAUUCUGUGCCAGUAUUCCUCAUCAGACCACAGUCAAGUCAACAGCGGAGGGCAUGGGUGGGGCUGUGGUGCUCAAUGCAGAUGGCGUUUAUGUAGCGGCCAUUGCUGCACUGAAGCUGAGUCUCCGACUGAUCAACUGUGGUUACUAUGACAACAAGAGAGCUGUGCUGGUUCCUAUCACUGAGGCGGAUUUUCUAAAUGAGAUGUUCAGCUCUGGUUUGCUGUUGUACCUUCCACCAGUUUGGUUGAAGGAAGUGUACGCUCAAGUCCUGGGUUCGAGCCUCAUCUGUUCACCUUCCCCAUUGUGCUCCUCCCCAUCACACAGACAGGACAUGAACCACUUGGUGCACUUCAUACAGGACCUGGAGGGAUCUGGGUCGACAGAGGUCAGCAGUCGUUUGACCUCUGAGUACAGAGAGGAGUUGGACUUUGAUACUGACGGGGAGGAGCCAGAUCAGAGCUGGAGGGUAGAGGCAGGUAAAGCCCUUGCUGCGGAUGUGUUGUCAGGAUGCUGGGCUCAGGUGUUGGACAUCCUGUCUGUGAUGCUGAACGAGCAGGGGGGAGCACCGGGGGGUGGAGGUCGCUACAGCCUCUCCUUGCUGUUGGCCACCGAUAGUGCCAGAGAGGACGUUCGUCGAGCCCGCAGCGCCAUCUGCACCAGCCUCAACGGGCUUCAGAAAGCUGCUAAGCUGUGUUGUGUGCUCGGUCUUCAGCAGCUGUGUGGUAGUGCUUUUUCCCAGCUAGCCCGCACUUCUUGUAUGAAGGAGGACUUUCGGGUCACAGCAGCCACCGAGGUCAGAGGUCAGACCAAGGGGUCAGUGCUGAGCAGUGGCAAACCCAAGCUGGUCAGACUCCAUGCAGCCCAUGUGCUCAGCAUGGACGUUGUCAUGACAACAGGACUGGAGAUGGCCAGCCAUGCAGCUGACUGUUGGAAACAUGUAUUCAGGUGCUGUGCCCACAUUUCGGAGCUGGAGCACACAUACUUCAGCCAGGGCAACAACCAGUCCAGUCUGCCCAAGGUCAUGCCAGGAGCCCAAGGAGCCUUGGUUCUAGACAGAGACGGUGCGGAAGCUGACGGGAGCUGUGAUACAGACCUGUACUCUGCCCCCGUCCUGGCUGCCGUACCUGUGGCCCCUCGGAUCAAUGUGGCAGCCCUAAUAGAACAAAGCAGUCUAGAGUCUGGCUGGGACAACUCACUGGAGGCAGGAGGGGUGCUCACCUUUGCUCAGGCCUCUAAAGCACUAUGUGGCCUCUCCCAAGAGGUGGACAGCUUGUUUGAGGAUGCGGCCAACCAGCUGUGCCUGGACGCUCUCCUGGGUUUCCUGAGGGAGCUGGGUGACGCAAGCAUCACUCAACUCCAGAGGCUGGGAGGUGGCGCUGGCGCUGGGGUGGGAGGAGCGGUCAGCGUAGGGUCGUCUCGCCCGCCGACCAACGCCCUGCACCUGUACCGGCUGCAGCAGGUGCUGGUGCGUGUGGUCAACAGCUCCCGGCCGCUGCUGCAUCUGCUGCGAGUGUGGAGUGUGGUCUCCCCUUACCUGGUGCAGGCAACUGGCAAUGCAGACCAUGUGAUCUCCAAGAUGGCGGUGACGUCGAUCCAUGAGUUCAUUGUGUCGCUGGUGAGCCAGCGGGAGGAGCGACCGCACUUCCACGUGAAUGAGUUCCUGUGUAAAACGUUUGAGGACAUGCUCUGUCUGGAGCUUUGUGAUGGGGAUGUGCAGGACCAGCGACUUUUGACAGCGACGUCUCAGAAGACAGAUCCGAGUCUGGUAGUGACGAUGAAUAUACUGAUGGGGAAGGUGAGCUGGAGGGACUGUGUGUACCAGCGCUGCGCUACCUGACCCAGGUGUGUGACAUUCUGGCCUCUAUGUGGCAGAUGCCAGCCUGUCCAGUCUUCAAGGGAGCUCACAGGAUUCAAGUUGACACAGCUGCACGUCUUGUGAGUCCUGAAAUUUCCAACAUGAACUUCAAGCUUUUUGCGGAAGAGUUUGCUCUGGACAAGCACAAGCCUCAGAGCGAGCCGGAAGCCGGCGACGUGAAGAAUGUACCGUCUGGCAAACUGGAGGGUGCAACAAAUAUAGCAGCGGGCCUGGACCAGAGCGGCGAUAGGUCUACCUCACUUCCUGCGUCCAGUCCUCCACAAAACAAAGUUGUAGUGUCAGAAACUGUGGAGAAAGAGACAGCUGAGCCUGCUGAGGACUCUGACCGACCUGAAUGUGUGUUGGAGCAUUCUGAAGAUUGUCAAUCUCAAGACGUCAAAACAAGUGAUUCCGAGGUUUCUGAUGCUGACGUUGAGGUGAAAGCUGCAGCUGAUCAAGAACAAAUUAGGCCUAUGCCAGUAGACUCGGGUGAGGCAAAUGAUAUAUCUAGUAGUUCGAAAACUUGCCCUGUCAUAUCAUCUGAUAGUGAAACAGAGCCAGUAACAGAUGCCAAAAUGAAAGUUCAACGACCUUCCACACUGUGUGACCCAGACAGUGGCUGUGGCCCAGGGUUGUCUGCCCCCACAGGGCCCAGCUCAAACCCCACCCUCAAUUCUCAUCUCUCAGAGGAGGUGGCAUCUGGUGACUGCCAGGAAGUUUGUGGCAUGUACCGGUCACUAGAUGAGAUGGACGGCUCAUCUGGAGUACUGCAUGUCUGGUUUUUACUUCUGGAUGGUUUGGUGUCUGCCAUAAACCACUGCCCCAAAGCAUUUCAGUCGCACACUCUCAACACUCUAAUAGAUCUCCUGAGGUCGUCUUCCAAAGUACCAGGUGCUGAGUUUUCCAUGUACUGUGUCAAUCAUUUGUUGCUGCCAAUGCUGCAGUCAUGGCUGCGGCGAGGGGCACGUUGCUAUGGUUACUGGAAUACCGGCAUUGUCAGCUUCAAACAGUCAUGUGGACUUGUAGCUGACUUGAUUGUGGAGUUUGUCACAGAGUUUACAGGAGAUGCUGAGCUCCAGGCAGCGUUACAGCUCAUUCUCAAGCAGACAUUUGACGUGUUCAUCGAGUGUGUGGCUCAGCCUGUGGAGAACAUCUCUCGGCUCGGCUGCUCCUGCAUCAGGCACAUUCUGCUGACCGCUGGUCCACAUUUGUCAGAGACCUUGUGGCAGGUCGGAGGUCAAGCCGUGCACCGGGCCCUUGGGGUCACGACCUAUAACUUGCGCCUCCUCAUGGCACUUUUCCACCCCAACUCAGACAACUUUUACGGGGACAUUGGACAGGUCAAGGUCGCAACCCGAAAAGACUGCACUGUGGUGGACUGCCUGAGGCUGCGGCAGAUGGCUAAGCAGGUGUUUUUACUAGACAGCCAAGUAUCCUCCAUGCCUAGUGUCCAGUACGACACUGACCAGGACAAGUCCUUUGUGUUCCUCCUCUACCCACCUGGACACCAGGACAGCCUCAACCCUGACCACAUCUCCACCAGGGUUCCUUUCCGUCACGUGGUGGUGGGGCUGCUGUCCAAUCAGCUUCUGCUUCAGACAGUCGGAGAGAUUCUGUUGGAUCGACAGGCAGACCAGAAAGAAGUCGGCUCUGGUGUUGGGUUGCCAGGUCUAAUGCCCCACAUGUCCACCCGCAAUGUCCACCAACUCCUCUCUGCUCUGGACGAGACCUACCAGACAGCCCAGGAUUUUGACGCGAGGCCAGGUCUAAAGUUUCUGCUCCAGAAGGUGGCGGGCCUGGAUGUGGCGGCCAAUUUGUACAAGCAAGCAGCGACGGCCGUCCUGUUCCACGUGCAUUCUCUGCUGGAGAUCAAUGCUCACCUGGACAACAGCAGCAUCAGCUCUACCAAGGCUGCCAUUACUCCCAUCGCUGAGACACCAGAGACCCCCGUUGCCUCAUGGCCGACCAUCGCUGAGAUCAAGCACACGGCUGGGAUGUCAGUGGGUCGCCCCUGGACCAAUGGCAGGCUGUUCCUGCCACUGCUGCAGAACGUAUGUGAAGAGCUGUGUCAGACGUACGUGGAAGUGUUGCAAGACUCGGGCAAGGGCUCUAUUCUGGAUAAGAUCUCGGAGCAACCAAUCUUUUUCCUGACGGCUCAGCACGAGGACAUUCCACUGAUCACCGCUCGGGCCCGACUCGCUGCAGCAAAGUCAAGGUCGUCAGAUUCUUCGUCGUCUCUGCACAAGUCUGUAGAUUCUUCUGGAAAAAAUGAGCCCAUUGAGGCUGAGGGUGUGCGGUCGGAUGGAAUUGUCUCAGUGGCUGUGGAAACGCCUCAAAACCAGCUGGAUUCUGAUGCAGACUCUGACAGUGACUUAGAGAAAGUUCGAAGUGAAGAUGGAGAUACAGAGAAAGGAGAAGGAGAGGAAGAAGAACGAAAGAAGAGUAAGAGGGAGAUACGCCAGGAUUUGGAGAGUAAGGUGUACACAGUAGCCACUGACCAGGUGAUCGAGAACCUGAUGUCUCAGUACAAAAGACACAAGCACCAGAGGUCUAUGCCUAACUUUGUCCGCCCACCGAAGUUCCAACGGUCAAAGAUGAAGGUCCCCCGUCGUGAGGCUGUUGAUGAAGCCAUUGAUAAACAGCACAAGUCCUCUAUAAUGAAGGACAGUGAAGCUCACCUUCAAGCCUGGGCCGACACCCUGACUGCCAUCCUUCAAAUGACUUUGAGCCUUCCGGACUCCAGUUUCUCUGCCCUUCUCCCCGUGACCUUCACCUUUGUGAGCCAACUCAUCUUGUACGCCACAGACUCUGCGCUGCGAGAUCAGCUGGCUCAGUGCUUUAACAGGUUGGGGCGGAUGUACGACUUUGCCCCUCCGGCCAACGCCAGUCUCCCUCGUACCAGAGACAACAGCUCCAGUAAACACAGUCUACCUUCUUAAGUAAUUUUGUGAUUUCACAAGUGAAAAGACACGACAUCGAGUCCAUAAUUAAAGGUGCUUGUGGCUCUGAGACUUUCGUGGGGCGUGAAUGUUUAUUGAAACCAUCCGAAGCUCAGAAAUAUUUUGACGGCUUUGGUCUAGGCACCCAUAUUUAAUGCUCUGAGAAAAAUGAACCUUUUCAGUUACAAGUUAAAUCCAUCUGGGCUAUUUUUAUCUCAAAGGGUCAUAGUUCCACACUGAUUCAAAUAUUUACAAUUUAAAAUAGCGGUACAGGGAAAGAACCACAGAAGUCCAUGAGACUCCAGGGACGAAAGGCAAUUGUCCACAAUGAUUUCUCAGUUACUACUGCAAUCUUUCCAUCCCAGUCUUCAAGUCUUUAUCUUUUCUCAGUCCAGCCUCUAAUAACAGAGAGACAGUGUUAAGUCAGUGUAACUUCCUUUGGAAGAAGAGAAAAAAAAGUAGUUGAACUUUGAUUCAAUAUUUUUUUUUUACCUGUAAAAACAUGAUUUUGUGAGAGGUUCCUUGAAAUAAUCAGUGUAUUUAUUACUGGAAUACAGUGGUGAUAAUUUCCGAGAGUUAGUGAUGUUGAGUGCCUGCAAGUGCUGACAUUUUCUGUAUGGUAAUGGUGAUUUUUGCCUCAGGAGAAUGAAUCUCAGGAGGGAUAUUUGGAUCAACAGUCCUGGUUACUGUUUAAUCAUGUUUUCAUAGGAUCCUGUCUACGGAUUAAUGAAUGAAUUAGUGCUGAAAGGGAGAGAGGGAGGAUUUUUGACUACCGGUACUACAUUUUUAAAUCAAUAUGAAUAUUAUUGAGAUAAAGGGUUCUUUGGAAGCAUCUGACACAUUUGUCUCAGUACCUGGUUUGUUCCUGGUUUGUGCUGGCAUGAUGAUUAUUGGGUAUUUUUGUGUUGAAACCUCUGAAUCCAAGUAAGGUGGGAUCGAGGAGGACUUUGUCAUUUCAUAUGAAGACUUGAGACUGACACCUUCUGUAUGUUAAUAACGAGUGAGACAUUUUGUGGAUGAAGUUUAGAAAGAAGCAAUCAGCCUUGUUGAGCUGACUGUGCAAAAUUCUUUUUAUAUCCCAUCUAGUAGUGAAGAGACAGCUGUUGGAAUAAGGAAAAAUUAAGAGUGUAGUCUGGAAGCCCAGAGACACUCUCCAAGAAAGAGAAAUCAUUUGUAUAGCCGACUUCCCAUCUCAUGUGGUUUAAAAGGUCGGUCAUGCAGAAGGAGAGAGAGUUUUUUCUGUAAAGUGCUGUCUUCCAACAUUCUAAAGAAGAAAUUUUUUUUGAACGAAAGAAAGCGAGGACUUGAAGGCUGAAAGUCUCUGAAUGUCACCGAACUGAGUUUUGCUAACACUAUCAACAACCCAACAAGCUGCUUUGACUCCCAUUUAAUCUGAGACAUCGGGGAUAACAAUAAAGUUUUCUGUCGGCUUCCUUGUUUCCAUAAUGAGUUCUCUGAAGAAAUUAUGGAAUAGAUAUCUACUGCUAAGUGUAAGACUCAGUCAUAUGUCACUUUUCAAAUUGGCCUCUGGGGGGAGUCUUACACUAAGUAGUCAAUAUGUCUGAGGUAGCUGCACAAGGGGUAGUUUUGAAAUUAGUGUCUCCUUUCCUUAUGUGCAAUAACCUCAGCUAGCACACUGCAAUGGGAUGCGCUCUCUUGAUAGACAUUUUGUUAGAAGAUUUCCCUUGGGUAUAGGACUGUGUGACUAAAGGAAACUGGAUGGGAACAGCACUAAAUCGUUGAAAGUGUAGAAUUAAAUGGUUGACAGACAUGGAUUGGCUGUAGUUGAUUUUGUGGAGAAUGCAAUGUACACACUUGCGACAUGCAGAAUAACUCUUACGCAUUUUGCAACUUUUACUGUAUUCUAUGUUUAUGUAUUUCAACUAAGUGCAAUAUUUUUAAUAGAUCUGUAUACAACAUUGCAAUUGGUCUGAUUGUUUUGAAAAUAAUUUUAUUUUAAUAACAGAUUUUUCUUGUAAAUCUACAAGUUUGCAACUGAGUGCAGUCUACUUAAAACAAUAUUGCACCGUUCCCUCUAUCUCUUGCAGUAAUUUUGAGAUAUGUUCUGAGGGUUUUCUUGUUGUUGUUGCUGUUGAUUUUCAUCCACAUGAUGUUUCAGAUCUGUUCCGCUGUGUUCGUUGCGUUUUUCGCAGAAAAAGUUGUGACAAAUCCAAUUUACCCUAAUGUUGUUGACGAUUUGAAGGCUUCUGAAUUUUGAGAAGAUUGUCCUCAGUAUUGCAUGAUGAUUGAUACUGUAGUUGGUGGUGGUAACUAGUCAUUGGAGUUUUAGUUCAAAUGGCUACUUUGUGAUGCUUAACUGUAAAGCUUUGAUCAAAUGACUGGUCAGCUGUGGUCAGUAGGUUGUAGAAGUAGGUAAUAGAAAGGAGGCAGAAUGUUUAUGUUGUGGGAUUUAUUUUUUGUGUUCGAACCCAUCAGGUUCAAUAAUGAAAUUUUGAAUGUACUGAAAUGUUGUAACAUUGGUGCUGUAGAAUGUUUACUUGUCUUCUGUUUUGUUGUUUACGCACAUGUUCGUGUUCAGUGGACACUGAUAGUUGUAAUUACAUUCUAGGAGAUGAAACUCUUUUAUCUUGUUUAUGCAAAUGCCUUUGCUAUGUGGGCGUUGAUCUUGUUAACUUCACUCAAGAAGAUGUUGUAACUCUUUUGUGUUGACUUGUGGAAGAAUACUGCAUAAAAUUGUUCUGUCUGUUUUCCUGAUAGGUUCUUGCAUUGGAUGCCUUGCUAGUGAAUUAUUUUACUUUGUGGGAUUAAGUGCUUUUGUGUUUGAAAUCUCGUCAUUCUGUGACUUGCGUCUAUUCUACUGCAUGCACGAAUUCUUCCCACCGAUGGAUAUCUCUGCAUGCGUGUCAUAUCAGCACAAGAUACGUGUAUGCUUGUCUUUACCUGUGAUUGUGAAUCCUCCUUUAUUCUUGGUAGACAAACAUGUAAAUCUGCAUUGAAUUUAUUUUCUCGAUUCAUUAUGAUUGCACAUUUCAUUCAAAAUGCAGUCUAUUUCCCUUGUAUUUCCUCAUUGCUAUUGUUAUUAUAUUAUGCAGUCAAACCCCUUUAUACUGUCAACCAUGGGUUGAGCAUGAAGUUGGCGGUUUAGCGAGACUGAUGUAUAACAGGGUUUUAAUUUUAACUCUUUGUCUCCAAGGGUAGGUAAACUCAAUGUGCUGGGGCCCUGUUUUGGUAUGAAAUGCAAAAGUGGCAUAUACGUCACUAAAUUGGUCAUUGAAUCAGAGCAAGUAAACCUAAUUUGAUAGGAUAGUUUUUCAUCAAAUGAAUGAACUCCCAGUAAACGAGACCUGUUUUUGGCAAUUGCUGAAUAGUUUAAGUAAUUUGGCUUCAAAGUCGUCGUAAAGGAAUGUGCCUGAAUCGCUGCCAGCGGCUCACCGGCACAGCGGUUCCAACCGCGAGCCGCUCUGGAGGUAAAGAGCUAAUGCAGUUCUUAGUUAAAUUGCAACAAUUGCCCAAAGCCAAGGGAAAAUGAUUCCUCCAUGAUUUGAUGAAGGACAACAUUAUAUUCCGUUAUUUUUUCCUUUGUCCAAGACUUGAUGACAUGGCCUCUGCAUGUGAUGAUCGCAGUCUUGCUGAGUCGUUUGUAAGAGAAAGGGAGAUUAUCACUGCAUAGCUGCUGGGUGGAUGCCAUGCGUAAGACAUAAUAUUUUUUAUGUUUUAAAAAAAAAAUAAAGGCGUUCCUUUUCAAGCAUUGGUAUAACCUGGCGGUAAGUGAGGCUGACAGUAUAAUGUAUAAAGGGGCGGUAUAACAGGGCUUGACUGUAUAUAAUGUGCCAGUAAGUUAUUACAUUGUGGUAUUUUUUAUUUAUUGUUUUUUCAGUUUGUGAUAUAUAAAAAUGUGAUACAGAAAAUUUUUUUUGUUUAUAGUUGUUUUAAUCUAUUCUUUACUUUUUGUCAUUUUAAUUUUAUCUUAGAAAUAUGCCAUUGUCAUGUGCAAAA